GUGGUCUAGAAGAAAAACUGGAAAUGUCCCAUCCCUACCGCAGUUUGGUCAGAUACCUGUUCCUAGCCCUCCUUUUACAUGGGCUGGGAGAAGGUUCUGCCCUUCUUCACCCAGAUAGCAGAUCCCAUCCUCGAUCUUUAGAGAAGAGCGCUUGGAGAGCUUUCAAGGAAUCUCAAUGUCAUCACAUGCUCAAACACCUCCAUAAUGGAGCACGGAUCACUGUGCAGAUGCCACCCACAAUUGAAGGCCAUUGGGUCUCCACAGGAUGUGAAGUGAGAUCUGGUCCAGAAUUCAUUACCAGAUCUUAUCGAUUCUACCACAAUAAUACCUUCAAGGCCUACCAGUUUUAUUAUGGUGGUAACCGCUGUACCAACCCUACCUACACUCUAGUCAUCAGAGGUAAGAUACGGCUUCGCCAAGCAUCCUGGAUCAUCCGAGGAGGGACCGAGGCAGACUACCAGCUACAUAACGUCCAGAUCAUCUGUCAUAGUGAAGCAGUUGCUGAAAGACUUAGUCAGCUGGUAAAUCACACAUGCCCUGGUUUCAUCACCUCAGAUAACCCCUGGGUGCAGGAUGCCACCUAUGACUUAUGGCGAGAGGAAAAUGGCCGUGAAUGUACCAGAGCAGUGAACUUUGCUAUGCAUGAACUUCAACUGAUCCGGGUAGAAAAACAGUACCUCCACCACAACCUGGAUCACCUUGUAGAAGAACUGUUCCUUGGUGACAUUCACACUGACUCCAGCCAAAGGAUGUUCUACCGGCCAUCCAGUUACCAGCCACCCCUGCAAAAUGCCAAGAAUCAUGACCAUGCCUGCAUUGCAUGCCGGAUCAUCUACCGUUCAGAUGAGCACCAUCCUCCAAUAUUGCCCCCCAAAGCUGACCUGACCAUUGGCCUACAUGGGGAGUGGGUGAGCCAGAGGUGUGAAGUACGCCCUGAAGUUCUCUUCCUCACUCGCCACUUCAUAUUUCAUGACAAUAAUAAUACUUGGGAAGGGCAUUAUUACCACUAUUCUGAUCCCAUCUGCAAGCAUCCCACCUUCACUAUUUAUGCCCAGGGUCGCUACAGCCGUGGUGUACACUCUGCCAGGGUCAUGGGAGGCACAGAGUUUGUGUUCAAAGUGAAUCACAUGAAGGUCACCCCCAUGGAUGCAGCCACAGCCUCUCUCCUAAAUGUGUUCAAUGGGAAUGAAUGUGGAGCUGAGGGCUCAUGGCAGGUUGGAAUUCAGCAGGAUGUGACUCACACCAAUGGUUGUGUUGCCUUGGGAAUUAAACUACCUCACACCGAGUACGAGAUCUUCAAAAUGGAACAAGAUGCACGGGGUCGGUACUUGCUGUACAAUGGCCAGAGACCCAGUGAUGGAUCCAGUCCUGACCGGCCAGAAAAGAGAGCCACAUCUUACCAAAUGCCCUUAGUUCAGUGCGCAUCUUCAGCACCCAGAUCAGAAGACUUAACAGAGGAGAAUGCAAUAGGCCACUAUGGGAAUGGGGCACCUGAAAGGAAUUUCUGUACUGUACUCCUCACUCUGAUUGCAUGCUUUUGGACUGUUCCACAUUGGAAUACCUUCAGCUAGAUUUCUUUAUGCUUUAAAAUAUAUAUAUUUUUUAUUUUCCAAACUAGGAUUUCUUGGGAUUUGUGGAUUUUCUUUCCCAAAGAAAGGAUGUUUAUUCCCCUGAUGCACUCAAAUGCCUAAGAAUUGUUGUUCUUUUUCUUCUCCCCUCCUCCCUCAAGCCCUACUCCCAGCCCCGGAAUCAUGAAUAGCACUUGUUUGAAGUUUCUGCUUUGAACUUCAUCCAGUCUGUUCCCUGGCCUGAGUGACUGCACAACAGUAAUUGCACUUUAGGACUGCAGAUGGUUUGUGGGCAGUAGAUUCUUUGGGGGUUGGGAUUUUAAAAAAAUAUUAUAUUAUUUGGCUGCAUUGAACUUUAGUUGAAAAAAAGAUCCGGCUACGUUUUUCACUGCCGUUUUCCUCUUGUCACUUCCUUUCCCAUCUCUGAAACUGCCUCUCCUUCAAAAUCUAACCAUUUUCAAUAGUCCUAUGCAGUAUUGGGUUAGUGCUGGGAGGAUGGCAUCUUUUUACUUCAAGAAAAUGCUUUGGUGUAGAUAUGUAUAUAUUCAAAGACACAAGGAUUUAUCUAAAUGAUCUUUUCAAUUUUUAUACAGAAGAAGAGAGAAUUGAAAGCCUUCCUUUCAGAAGUACUGAAUGGAAAAUAUCUGUAAUUAAAAUUUCAAAGUAAUUUAAGCUAUUUUUUACACUUUUUUUUUUUUACUUUUAAAGAAUAUACUUAGUGGAGCAUAUGUGGCACUGUUCUGUGUUCAUGGUUGAGAAGAGACAAAAGGGACCCUAGAGGUCAAUUUAAUCCAACCCAUUACUGUGAUUUUGUUAUGUUAGGUUUGUUGCUUCUGUGCCCUGUGUAAAUAGGUAAUUUGCUGGAAUCAGUAUGUAGAAAGCAAUGCCAUUAUAAAUCAGAGGGUAGACAGUAAUGUAUCUGGUAUGUACAAGUCCUGCAAAGUGCCACAUGAAUGCUGAUGAUAAUAUGGUCCUUUUCCUAAUAUGCCGUUUCCCUUUCUUAAAACUUUCACCUUGGCUUGUAUGAUAUUUUGUUAUAGGUAAGCAGAAGUAUCUAGAUUUUCAAUAUCUCUCUUACCAUCAAAAUACAUUUUCAGAAGAAAUGUUUGCUGGGAAAGGGCCUGGUAUUCAGAGAAAAUAUAAAAAUCAGUAUCCUGUGGGAUUUGUAGCAUUCCUUUCAUGACAUGUAUAUCUUGGCUUUUGUAUUAAGUCUUACUAUCAUAUGGACUUAACUGGGAGUCAGGUAAUUAGACUAAUCCUCCUAAUCAGCAGUUGACUUAGUUAUGCAACAUGGAAUAAGCCAGUGUCUUCUUUCCUCAGUCUAACCUUGUGAAAAAUAGAACAUAACAUUUCUGCCCCUAAUUCUGUCCCACUGAGACACUGGAAGGGUAUAAUAUCUGUAAUGUGCUCUGGAUUAAGGGUCUGUGUAAACAUCAAGUAUUCUUAAGAAUAGAAAGUAAUGAAAAAGAACUGAAGCAAAUAGACAACUAUUGAAGAUCUAGAUUUAAGUGAAGUCUUGUAGAAGGCAAAAAAUCAGUCAGGGUUAAGACCUUAUUCUAUUUAAUAUUAAAAUUAAAUGCCAGUAAUAUUGUUUGUGAUUAAAAUUUUUAAGGAUCAUGUAGGUGUGUACUAUUAAAUAAAAAUGUUUAGAUUAUAUUUAUAAUUAUGGAGAUUACCAACAUCAUUUAUUCAGCAUAAAAAUACUAACCUGAUUUGCCAAAUUUACUACAUAGUGAAAAGAACUGGAAAAGCAUUAAUACUCCUGUAAAAAUUUCUUUUAUCUAUGGAGUCAUCUAAUAAGUGGAGUAUACAUUCUAUCAUCAUAAGCCAUAACAAAUCAUACGAAGCACAUAAUGUUUACUAUCAUAGGCUAUAUCAGCAAUUUAACCAUGAAAGUGACAGGCUAAUAGCUAUUGAAAUUAGAGACUCUAACCCAUAGGUCUGUAAAAUUGUUUCCAUAUUAAAUACUUGCAGUUUUUAGAAAAAUGUGUGUAUAUUUAUAUAAUUUAUUUUUAAAAUUGCAAGUAUGUCAAGAGAUAUAUAUGCAUAUAUCUAU
Vombatus ursinus (common wombat) is the source of this 3624-nucleotide messenger RNA. RefSeq names its product protein APCDD1. The transcript has 5 exons. Gene Ontology annotation, biological process: negative regulation of Wnt signaling pathway. Gene Ontology annotation, molecular function: Wnt-protein binding. The coding region runs from base 24 to 1571 and encodes 515 amino acids. Lineage: Eukaryota; Metazoa; Chordata; Mammalia; Diprotodontia; Vombatidae. Gene Ontology annotation, cellular component: plasma membrane. The record is from RefSeq and is a predicted model, not a curated record.